Messenger RNA from Petromyzon marinus (sea lamprey), 5658 nucleotides. Its product is annotated as V-type proton ATPase 116 kDa subunit a 2-like. Gene Ontology annotation, biological process: proton transmembrane transport; vacuolar acidification. Gene Ontology annotation, molecular function: ATPase binding; proton-transporting ATPase activity, rotational mechanism. The record is from RefSeq and is a predicted model, not a curated record. NCBI's taxonomy places the organism in Eukaryota, Metazoa, Chordata, Hyperoartia, Petromyzontiformes, Petromyzontidae. Gene Ontology annotation, cellular component: plasma membrane; vacuolar proton-transporting V-type ATPase, V0 domain; vacuolar proton-transporting V-type ATPase complex.
GGGGUGGAGCCCCGCCCCCUUCACCUCCUCCCCCUCAUCCCCUCCCUUCUGCCGCGUCACGACAGAAGUCACCUCGUUCGCUCUCAUCUCACUAGCACCCCUCACUCCGACUCACCUCGUCGCCACAAGCUACCCCUCACUCCUACUCACCUCGUCACCACAAGCUACCCCUCACUCCGACUCACCUCGUCGCCACAAGCUACCCCUCACAACUACUCACCUCGUCGCCACAACCUACCCCUCACAACUAGUCACCUCGUUGCCACAAGCUACCCCUCCUACUCACCUCGUCGCCACAAGCUACCCCUCACUACUGCUCACCUCGUCACCACAAGCUACCCCUCACUACUCACCUCGUCACCACAAUCUACCCCUCACUACUCACCUCAUCACCACAAUCUACAACUCACUACUACUAACCUCGUCAUCACAAGCUACCCCUCACUACUCACCUCGUCACCACAGUCUACAACUCACUACUACUAACCUCGUCACCACAAGCUACCCUUCACUACUCACCUCGUCACCACAAUCUACAACUCACUACUACUAACCUCGUCACCACAAGCUGCCCCUCACGACUAUUCACCUCGUCACCAGAAGCUAACUCCACACUACUACUCACCUCGUCACCACAAGCUACCCCUCACGACAUCUAAUCGCUACUCACCUCCUUACUACGAAAUAUUCUUCACCGGUUACAACAAGAUAGACCCGCUGACGACCUCCACUACCCCGCCGCUCACCAUCACGGCGAGUGCCCAUUAACAGGUCAAGACGGCGACCCGCCACCUCGUCACACACGCCACCUCGUCACACACGCCACCUCGUUACUAUCGUGCUCACGGAAUCCUCGUCACACACGGAGCUCGCCUGUUGCUAAACGCCUCCACUGCCCGCGACUGCACCGACGUUGCGCGCCACUCGCCACUCAAGUUCGUCGCUGCACGCAAUCGGCCUCGCUCAACCAUCGCCAAAUCAACGACACUCGCCACACUCGCCUCACUCCUCCACUCCGAUCGACAAGUCGCCUCGCUGCGACACCUUCGCCGCCUCCUCGUCGCGGACUGCGGAAUCCAGCCUCGGCUGGAGCACCGCCAGCUGGGAGGAGGAGGUGAAGGAGGUGGUGGUGGUGGUGACCACCAGUAGCAGAGAUGGGCUCCAUAUUCCGCAGCGAGGAGAUGUGCUUGGCCCAGCUGUUCCUGCAGGACGGCACCGCCUACAGCUGCAUGAGCGAGCUGGGAGAGAUGGGUCUGGUGGAGUUCAGAGAUUUGAACGCACAAGUGAGCGCCUUUCAGCGGAAGCACGUGGCGGACAUCAGGAGGUGCGAGGACAUGGAGAAAAUUCUCAAUUACAUCGAGAAGGAGAUCACGAAAGCCGGCAUCGUGCUGCCUCUGACCAGCGGAAAUCCCCGCGCUCCUCUGGCCCGUGACUUGCUGCAGAUACAGACGGAGUCGGAGAAGCUAGAGGGGGACCUGCGCGAGGUGAGCCGCAACCAGGACACGCUGCGGCGCAACCGCCUCGAGCUGGAGGAGUACUCGCACGUGCUGCGCAUCUCCGAGACUUUCCGGGACCAAUCCGAGGAGCAAAUUAUCGAGCAGGCACCCAGCGAGUACGAGGAAUUUCCGUCAGUGGAAAAGGAGCCGCUCGUGAACUCUGGGCUUGUGCAGCGCCUGGGAGCCCGACUAAGCUUCAUUGCCGGCGUGGUGCACCCGUGCAAGGUGGCGGCGUUGGAGCGGAUGCUGUGGAGGGCCUGCCGUGGCUACAUGGUGUUCCACCAGAUGCAGAUCCCAGAGCCUCUCGAGGACCCCGACUCGGGCGAAAAUGUGAACUGGUGCGUCAUCCUGGUGUCGUACUGGGGAGAGCAGAUCGGCAAUAAGGUCCGGAUGAUCUGCGAAUGCUACCACUGCCACCUCUACCCGUACCCAGACACGCAGAAGGAGAGGCGAGACUUGCUCAUGGGGCUGUUCACGCGCAUCGAGGACAUAAAAGUGGUGCUGCUGCGCACAGACGAUUACCUGCGCCAGAUGCUGCUGAAGGCGGUGGACAACAUCAGCACCUGGCAGCUACAGGUGCGCAAGACAAAGGCGAUCUACCACGCGCUCAACUUGUGCCGCUACGACGUCACGAACCGCUGCCUCAUUGCGGAGGUGUGGUGUCCCACGGCGGACCUGGCGGGCCUGCAAGACGUGCUGCGACAAGUCUCCAUCCAGGGCGGCGCGUCGCUGCCAUCAUUCCUGACGCGCAUUCCCACGCGCGAGUCUCCGCCCACGCUGUUGCGCACCAACAAGCUGACGGGCGGCUUCCAGGGCAUCGUGGACGCUUAUGGGGUCGGCAGCUACCGCGAGGUCAACCCAGCACUGUACACCAUCAUCACCUUCCCGUUCCUGUUCGCCGUCAUGUUCGGAGAUUUGGGCCACGGGAUUCUCAUGCUGCUCUUCGCGCUGGCCAUGGUCCUCAUGGAGAAGCGUUUGGCACCCAAGGCCGCUGAGAGCGAGAUCUUCGGCAUAUUCUUCCAGGGUCGCUACAUCGUGCUGCUGAUGGGGCUCUUCUCCAUCUACACGGGGCUCAUCUACAACGACUGCUUCUCCAAGUCGAUCAACCUCUUCUCCUCGUCCUGGAACGUGACGGCCAUGUACUCAUCCGGGCCCUGGACAACGGAAGUCGUGAGGGCAAACAAGCUGCUGAGUCUGGACCCCAAGGUGGAGGGGGUAUUUAGUGGACCCUACCCCUUCGGCAUUGACCCCAUCUGGAACCUGGCCGCCAAUCGCCUCACAUUCCUCAACUCCUACAAGAUGAAGAUGUCCAUCAUUCUGGGCAUGGUGCACAUGACCUUUGGAGUCAUCCUGAGUGUCUUCAACCACCGGUUUUUCCGUCGCCCUCUGGAUAUCUGGCUCGUGUUCAUACCGGAGAUGGUGUUCAUGCUCUUCCUCUUCGGAUACCUCGUGCUGAUGGUGCUCUACAAGUGGUGUGCGUGGGGUGUGGACGACGCGCAGACCGCUCCCAGCAUCCUCAUCAUCUUCAUCAACAUGUUCCUCUUCCGGCCCUCGUCCCGAGAAAAGGGCGGCCCGGGCCUGCUCUUCGCGGGGCAGGAGGGGCUGCAAUACUUCCUGAUGGUGGUGGCUUUGCUGAUGGUUCCUCUGCUGCUGCUGGGGAAGCCCUACGUGCUCUACCGCAAGCACAUGGUGCAGGCUCGGCACGGCGCCAACUCUCGUCGAGACGGGAGCUCGCAGCGCAUACGCAGGUACCAAGAGGAGGAGUACAUUCCGCUCAUCAACGAGACGGAUGAAGUGACCGUUUCCAUGUUGAUGCCGGAUGAGGACACCGAACCCGGUGCGGACGCCGGCACCGACACCGGCGCCGAGAAGUUUGACACCGGCGACACGUUCAUGCACCAGGCAAUCCACACCAUCGAGUACUGCCUGGGCUGCAUCUCCAACACGGCCUCCUACCUGCGCCUGUGGGCCCUGAGCCUCGCCCACGCAGAGCUGUCGGAGGUGCUGUGGAACAUGGUUAUGCGCACCGGACUGAAGCUGCCCAGCUCGGCAGGCGGGCCCCUGCUGUUGCCGGUGUUUGGGUUUUUCGGUACCCUCACCGUGGUGAUCCUGCUAUUCAUGGAGGGUCUCUCCGCGUUCCUGCACGCCCUGCGCCUCCACUGGGUGGAGUUCCAGAACAAGUUUUACUCUGGCAUGGGGUACAAGUUCGCUCCUUUCUCCUUCACAACGAUUCUGCUAAGAACCAGACACGCAUGAGGACUCGGUCUCUCCGGCAUCAUCAUCAUCAUAGCACCACCCGUUAAACGGGCACCUUCCCUUUUCCACAAAUUCAAAUAUCGCAACAUUUUUAGCGUUGCUUAUCCCGAGGUCGUUAAUUAUCGAGUGUCGUUGAUUGACGCUUCCGUUCUUUGGCUGCCGUAUUUAUGAUCGUUCAGACGUGCAAAGUGAAAGGGCUCUGGCGCAGUGUUGCGGAGAGUGCCCCUUGCGCUGUUUGUGCAGUAAAGUCGAUGGUGGAUGUUGUAAAACGUAGCCCAAAAAUAUUCUUUGUGCCAAAAGCUUUUUUUUCGGGAAUUAGGAUAAAAACAAACUGUAGGCAGGCAUGAUUAAUAAAAUAUAUUAAAUACGUGUAAACUAUAGUGUCUUGAGUUUUAGAAUAACGAAAUAUAUAUGCAUACAGGUGAUUUGUUUUUAACAAGAUUAUUUAAUUUCCUUUUAUUUUUGGAAGUGCAUUUUCUUGGCUUCCUGAAGCUGUGAAGACGACAGAGGUGUGAGGCGUACCGUUCAGAAAUUAUUUAAUCUUGCUCUAUUGACAAAGAAAAUUUGCAAUGUCCACAUUAAUGUAUAUGUAAUACCACGUUUGCAUGCACACAAGUGGCAUGUGGCAAGCGCUGUUCAGGUGUUCAGCCACUUCUGCAUCGUGCUUCAUACACGCCUGGCAUACAAGGCAAAGGUGCAGGGCUGCAAUUAUAAUGUUGACGCCACUGCUAGCGGAAGGACCUAGAGAGCCCCUCAAGGGGGUAUUCAGACAUCUUGAAAGAGGUGGGAGUAGCCACGCUAACCCCACCAAUCGCGACAUGCCGAUCGGCAACCUGGCGCGAGUUAACUUGAUGGAAAAAUUUAUUGUAAUGGAGGUGCUCCAUUCUGAACGCUUGAACUUGUCACGUUUUCUCUUCUGUAUUGCAUUGUGUCGAUAAACACCGAGUGUUUGUCUUUUGCCAGGGCAUGAAGAAUACACAGUCCAUGGGGGACCCUUACAAGAAUAUGGGGAUUCUAUAGAACGGGCUACAUAUGAAUUUGCUUUUGUUUGCAUGUGUAGACUAUCUUAAGAUUCCCUGCUGAGGCCGUGACACCAAUUGCAUCAGCCUUACUCAGAAAUCCAUAUUGUUUUUAGCAAUACAAGUGAAUGUACCCUUUAGAGUAUGCAGCGACUGACCCGUUGGGUCGACGUGGCAAACUUGUUCGCUCAUUCCUUGGUGUUCACAAAUUGUCGACUUGCCUUAUAACGUUUUGUAAAAAAGAUCCCGAGUACAGUACUGAGACCGAUCUCCAAAAACCCGUCGUGGAUUUUUGGAAGCUUGUGACCAGUUGCAUGAAACAGAAUAAUGACUUGCAGGGUUUUCUGCAGCACAACAAAAUGGUCUCUACGAAUACUAACUUCAUACCCAACUUGUUUUCGUAAACUUUGGAAGGGCCAUAAUCAAGACUUGGGAAGUUUACACAAAUUAACUGAAAACUAAAAGUUCUAAAAUGUCACCUGUCCGACGCGCUCUCGCGUCGUACCGCGUGUCGUGCGCUGCGACGUCCGACGUUUCGCUCCACGUGCUGAGAGCUCCCUCGGAAGCACAUCGGAGAUCUGUGUGGCACGACCAUGUGCAGUAGACGCACUCUUCAACGUUGUUCGAUGGACAUUGCGGCAAGGUUUUGAAGCCACACGCGACUUUUGGAAGGGUUCCCUUUGAUAAUGAGGUUGGUGGGUGGAUGGGGGAGAUCAUAAUUUGUAUUAUCCAAACGGUUACUAUUGCACUUGAAUUCAUGGGACCUGAUCACAUAACCCACAUCCCUGGGUCUUGCGUUAACGUCGGAGGUGAGACCUACUUUACGGAAUGGUUUUAUUUCGUGUCGUCGUGGAAGCGAAUUAAUAAAUGCUAUAAUAGUUACCGGC